Peronospora belbahrii is the source of this 1302-nucleotide messenger RNA. NCBI's taxonomy places the organism in Eukaryota, Oomycota, Peronosporomycetes, Peronosporales, Peronosporaceae. The record is from the annotation of a GenBank genome assembly.
AUGACGUCUAACGGGUCGAUAAAGCUGGGAGAGCUACCAUCGCUAGAGGAUGUUCCCCCAAGCGAGCGUAUGCGUCUUUUUCGCCAGAAGGUCAAGCUUUGUUGUGCACUGUAUGACUUCACGGACAUGCGCAAGCAGGUGCGCGAGAAAGAGGCCAAGCGCAACGCAUUGUUGCAAAUUGUCGAGUAUAUUUCGGCGGGAAAAGUGGCAUGGGACCCCUCCUUAGUGGCUGAUCUGCUUGAGUGUGUGGGUAGUAAUAUCUUUCGUCACUUGGGUCGUAGCUCCAACUCUGCGAUGAUCAAUGCCAAUGGCAAUGUGGAAGCUGUACCAGAAGAUGACGAGCCGAUGUUAGAGCCAUCGUGGCCACAUAUGCAGUUAAUAUACGAGAUUUUAUUACGUUUCGUAUUGUCAAAGGAGGUGGACUCUAGAACGGCCAAGGAAUAUUUUAGUAAGAAGUUUAUGAUUAAAUUGCUGAAUCUAUUUGAUUCAGAAGAUCCUAGAGAAAGAGAUUACCUAAAGACAAUUCUGCACCGUAUUUACGGCAAGUCAAUGGCUUUGCGCUCGUUCAUCCGCCGCUCGAUCAAUGACAUGUUCUACACUUUCGUUUACGAGACGGAAUCGCUACAGGGUGUGGGCGAGCUACUGGAAAUUCUAGGAAGUAUCAUAAAUGGGUUUGCUCUACCGCUGAAGCCCGAGCACCAGAAUUUUCUCGAACGAGCACUGAUUCCCCUUCAUACGGCAGGAAAUCUAGCCAUGUUCCACCAGCAACUGGCUUACUGCACCACGCAGUUUGUGGAAAAGGAUCCGCAAACAUCGGAGCCUAUUAUCAUGGGGCUGCUAAAGUUCUGGCCUGUGACUGCAAGUGCCAAAGAGAUUCUGUUUUUAAACGAGCUCGAGGAGAUCAUUGAGAUGAUUCAGAUGGAGCAAUUUGUGGCAGUGAUGCGACCAUUGUUUCUACGGAUAUCGCAGGCCGUGUGCAGCAGCCACUUUCAGGUCUCUCAGCGCGCCUUAUAUUUAUGGAAUAACGAGGCGCUUGUACGGCUUGUGAGCGCGCGACGGACCGAGAUUCUCCCGUUAAUAUUCGGGGCACUGUACCGUAACUGCGAAAACCACUGGCACAAUACCGUGCAAACGUUGACGUAUAACGUGCUUAAGCUUUUCAUGGAAAUGGACUCUCAGCUCUUUGAUCAGUGCUCGGCACAGUUUGAAGAGCGCGAAGGAAGGGCGCAGCAGACGACGGAACAACGCCAGCUCAAGUGGACAGCCUUAGAACACCGCUUGCAGGCGCAAGGACUGAUGUGA